UUCAACUAUGGAAGCAGAAAGUUUUGGAGAGCUUGGAGUGUCGGGUCCCAUGGGAGACAGUUCAGAAGAGUCUGACGAUCUGGAUGAAUGUGACAGUUAUGGUUAUGAGGCUAUAGACAGAUCUUGCAAAAUUAUUUAUGCAGAUCAACCCAAUCCUCUACAGUCUACACCAAGGGUGCAAAUAUGGUUAGGUGGACCAGACCCUCUUGACUUUAUCCGCAUAUAUUCUAAUGAAGGAGAUUUGUCCAAGAACAUUCCACCCCACUGGCACUUCAUCACUUUCGGCUUCAGUGAUUUGUAUGGCGAUGGAAGAGUUCACCGGCGAGAAGAGCGUGGGGAACCUAGUGGCUUUGGGUUUGAGCUGACACUGCGUGUACAGAGGAAAGUUGAGGAUACUGUGCCGCCAGACUGGGCCCCUUCUCUCAUCAACAAGCUGGCUCGAUAUGUCUUCCACACGGGGAAUGUGUUGCAUGUUGGAGACCACGUCCCAUGGCACAAGCCCCUGAAUGGGGAGAGCUCCUGCAGGAUACAGCAUAUGCUGGUGGCAGAGGACCCUCAGCUGCUCGACCUAGACACACCGUACGGCACCGUCGAGUUCAGACAGUUGGUUGGUGUCAUGGAUGAGGAGAUCAAGGCAGCACAGAAGUGGAAGGGAGCUGGCAUGUUGCAGCUGCUCAAAGACUCACCAGAUGUUGGCCCAUUCUUCGUAACUGACAUGUCACGUAAGGAGUCCCUGUUUGAGAAGAAUCCCAGUUUACAGGCGAUGGUGAUGGAUGGGAUAGAGAAAGAUGGGUCUAAUAUGGGCCAUGUCACCCGCCGUAUUCACAUGGAGGCUGUUAGAGUUUUUAGAAAAGGAGAGUCGCGUGAUGUCACACCUAAGAGACGUAUCAAGAUGAAGGAGACAGGAGCCACACCUGCAGAUAACAACAAUGACAAUAAGGAGAACAUAGUCCGGGAUGAGGACUCAGACCAGGAGGACGACCAGCAUGUGGAGCCAAUCCAGGAUGUCCAGUUGUGUUUUGAUGCAGAGGCUGCUGAGCUGCUGCCUAUGGUGGUCAAAGCUAGAUUAAAGAAGGGAAGAUUUUUCAUCUUCCGCAGUGCAGACAAUCAUGCGGUCCACCUGGUCCCAUCCACACAUGAUGAGAGUGUGUUGGUUAAUGAUGUCCAGCCCAUGAAGGCUGUAGGCACGGAUUUACAGAUCUUUUGCACCCAAGCCCUUAUCGAAGAAAUGUCGGAAGCUUUGGACGAACUCCAAACUGUGGAUGAGGACAUAUCCAGAUAUCCAAAGAUAUUUAAGUUUUCCAGUCCUUCAGUGCAGGUGGCUGUGUACCCUAGGGGUCAACUGUCCAUGCCAAGGAAGGACAGUCCAUCAAAGUAACUCUUGUCAGAACACCCAUUCUGCGUACAGCAGCUCCAGUUAAAUGGCAGCAGUGUGUGGAGGCCUAGUAGAGGAAGUGAUUGCUAAUCUUGCUGAGAGUACAGGUUUGAUACUGCACAUGGGUAUUAUUCAUUAUGGCCCAUUUCCUGACACAUUAACAGUACUGGUAAAAACAGCAUAAAACCUUGCUUCACCUGAUGAAGGCCUGAUUGUCCAACAUCCAUCUUUUCUCUCCACAGAGACCUCUGAACCAAUGAAGCUGAAACUUCGCUAUUUGUUUCCGACAGUGAAGAAUUUGUUCAAGAAGUUUUUAAUAUGUUCACCACAACAGACAUAAAGAAUCAUCAGGCUAUGUCUGUGGUCAUUACUUUGCUGUUUUCAGACAUAUUUGUUUAGUUUGUUGUUGAAUUUGACUCACGUUCUGUUAAUAUAUAUAUCAAUGCAUGGUUUUCCCUGUUCAUGGAUAGUGUUUACAAGAUGUCAGUAAUAUAGUCUCUGCGACUGGUGGAAGACUGUUUUGCAUAUUAUUGAAUGUUUUUAAAGGUUCAUAUAUAAAUCAAGUAAUUAUUAUUGGUCAGUUCACUACCUGUCAGUAACAUAUUAAUUAUUUCUGUGAUAUGUUUUGAACAAAAUAUAUCGGACCUCAUGUGUUGCUUAAGUUCAAAAAUAAUAAGUAUUUCUGGGUUAAUGUUUUGUGAUGUGAAAUAAUACUUACCAUUUGGAACCAACUGAUUAAUGAUAAUGUGUCAACUGAGACAUCUGAAGUGUUUUCCUACCAGUGCUGUGGAAGUGACACAUGUAAUAAUCACAGUAUGUACAGAGGAGCACCAAGAAUCUGUAGUUCAGGCAGCAUCAACAGUUUUAACAUGGAAGAUACUUAACCAAAUAUGUGUAUGGUUCUAUUUGAGAUUUUCAGAUGUAGUCCAUCUUGUAAUGUGCAAUGUUUUAUUCAUACAUUCCAUUUAAUGUUUGGCGUGUGUCAUCACGCUGGGAUGUUGGACUCAGACCAAGGGUCUUGUGGUGGAUUGUGAAAUCUCUUUGUCCAUAAUAUCAACAAGGACAACUGCAUGGUAGAUUUUAGAUUUGCCUAUGAAAAUAAUUGCUGUUGAUAAUUAGGGUCUGUACACUAAACAGACAGAAUAUUGUGUUUAAUAUUGUUACAAUAUGUAAGUGUAGACAUUGGGUAUAUGGUUGCAGGUCUGAGAAUAUGUCACAAACGUCUUACCACAGACCUCUACAUAAACUGUGGAACCAUGGUGAUAAGACACAGGCAUUUCAGUGGACAUAUCCUUGGUUCAGUCCUGUCCUGUUUAUAGACAUUUCAACUGGUCAUUGCUCAGGAAGCUGUAUUUCCAUCAGAGCUUGAAUGUAUGAAAAUAUUUUAGUCAUAAUUGUACAGGGUUUAAAUUGUUAUACCUUUGUUUGAUCUCCUCCUUCCUCAAUAUUUUGCAAUGGCCAUUCCCAUGCUGCCAGCGUGCUGUGACUGCCCUUUGUGCUACACUAUGCAAACUGUGCUGUGAUAUCAUCCGUUAAUAACAGGGUAUUUAGGCUUUCAUUGUUUAUAGAUAUGUGAAUAUUUAUCUUUGUUUGUUUGUAUUUGCAUCUGAUCUCAUAAGUCUUGUGUCCUGCUUGUGCCUUGCCAUAUCCUUGUCUUGUUUAGUUGUCAUUAAAGCACUGCUGAUAGAUGAGAGGUUGUCAUCUAGGCGGCAUGUGGUCCAGUGUACAACUUACAGGUCACAAAGCGGGUGAAGUUGUUCACAGAGAGUUGUUGGCAGCUUGACUCCUGAGAGUUUCUUUGGCUUCAGUCCGGCUCAACACUGAAGUGGUGUCUCCUCAGGCAAGUAAUUUCAAAUUACUGUCCGUUUGAUUUCAUUUGAGACGGAUGAAUUGCUCACUAACACAAAAUCUAAUAAUUGCAACAAAACCAAAUUUUGCACAGUCACAUGAAAUCGACAGACCAACUCUGAUUAUUUGUCUCAAAAGUUAAAACACCCGAAUAAAAAAGUUGUCUAACAAAUGACCAUUAUUUUGUUGUCAUUUUUCGCUAUAUUUUACGAGGGGGUACCAUUUGCAGGUAUAACAGCCAGGUGUGUGUGUUGCAUGUGUGAAAUUGAAAUUUCACUACACAUGCUUGUUGAUUACCUGGCUGUUCUACCAGCAAGUGGUUACCCCUCGUAAAAAAUAGACAACAAAGUAAUAAUUGUUUGUUAAACAAUUUUUUUGUUCGGGUGUCCAAAAUUAUGGGACAAAUCAUCAGAGUUGGUCUGUCGAUUUCAUGUGACUGCAAAAUGUGGUUUUGAUGCAAUUAUUAGAUUUUGUGCUAGUGAGCAAUUCAUCGGCCUCAAAUGAAAUCAAACGGACUGUAGCCUGAUCACCCAACACUGAAUGGGCCCCCAGAGAUGGUCAUGUGACUGAAACUUAAUGCACCUCACAGGCAUCUUGGGCUGUAUACUCCCCAGGGUGAUGCACACUGAUUGUUGAUAUUUAUUACACACAGAGACACACAGGCAUGCACACAGGCACAGACAGACAGACAAACAGAGAAACACACAGAGACAUGCACUAAUACACAUACACAGACAGAAAUGCACACACUCAGACCCACACACUCCCACAGGCACGCACGCAUGCACACACACACACACACACACACACAUUCAUUUUUUGGUAGAUGUGCAGUGGACAGGUGGUUUUAGUGGAGAGUAUGUGUCCUAACAAUAUCAGACAUAAGGUUUUGUGGUGUAGCAUACUAGUACUAGUCAACUCUUCUCAUUGAUUUACCUAUCUGUGUUUUAAUAUCAACAUGCCACCCCAUAUGUGUCCAUAUUUAGCUUUAGGCUGUAUGGGAGAGAGUGUACUAGGGCUUGUUUGCUGCUUUGUGACAAAUUGUUGGAACCUUUAUAAUCUUUGUUGGAACCUUUGUAAGAUUAGUGAUUGGUAAUGUAAUAAUGCAUAUGAACAUGCUCUCAUGAUCAAAAGGUGAGAUAUGCACAAAACUCCUUUAUAGAACUAGAGAUCUGACACUAUGCUCUUCUUAUGCAUGAUACCAGUCCGUAAUAUUUAACCAGCCAAAGGUCUUUUGGAUUUACAUAUAAUUUAUAGAAGAAUGGCACUCUGCUUCUGAGACAGUUGGCUGCUUGCUACAUUCCUUAUACAAAUAUGCCUUAUGCCUUAGAGGAAUGGGUGGUUGGACCAAAUACAAUAAUACCAAAUGUCUUGUCAUGAUCAUAUCAACAUAUGGGGUUGUGUCAUAAUUUUACACCUCAUGCCGAACUUCAGGGUAUGUGUUUAUAAUCUCAUACCUCAUGCCUAACUUCAGGGUAUGUGUUUAUAAUCUCAUACCUCAUGCCUAACUUCAGGGUAUGUGUUUAUAAUCUCAUACCUCAUGCCUAACUUCAGGGUAUGUGUUUAUAAUCUCAUACCUCAUGCCUAACUUCAGGGUAUGUGUUUAUAAUAUUACACCUCAUGUGUGUGUGUUAUAUUCAUACAUCUCAUACAUGAUGUCUGGGUACAUGUCAUAAUGAUAUACCUCAUACCUAGCUUUACAUCCUGCCCAGUACCUGGGUUUGGGUCACAAUCUUUAACACUACUUUGCUCCAAGUAUGAUAUCUUGUUGUAAUUACAAACUAAAAGGUUACUGAUGGCCAUUCAAACCUAUAACAUAGUAACAUUGUUUUCCCUUUUAUUUAUUUCCUAUCACUGUCUUUUCUUGUUAGUUUUGGAUAGGGACAUUAAAUAUGUUUUCUCUCGACUAUCAUAUUGCUAUUCUUGAUUGCUCAACAUUCUGCUGAACCCCUGUGUGAACAAUGGGCUUCCCUUAAAGAUGAAAAAGGUUAUCACUAUUAUGUCUCUUGCAUUGUUCCAACUGACUGGUGUACAGAGUAGCGUGUUAUUUGCUAUGCCAGAAUCUGCUGGUCAAAUCGUAGAUAACCUCUUUGUUGAUAGUUAGUUGGCCAGCACCAUAUGCAUAUUCAUGGGUUUCAACAAGUUGUAAACCCCCAUGACUUGUAUGACUCUCUCCAGCUAACCAUAUUAAUUACAAUGUCAUCUAUAUUCAGCAUAACAGCAGCAGUUACAUCAGUACCUCAGGAAUAUAUUUUGAGGCUGAUACUUGGUCACAUGCAGCAACAAUUCCCAAUCUGAAUUAAAAAUGUCCUAUAUUCUUAUAAAAAGGAACAUUAAAAACAUUUGGAAUCCUAGAUAUAUCCCUGUACUCAGUAAAGUAUUUUUUCUAUGAUCCAAUGUCGGUAUGCUUCCAUCCAUAUUAUAUUUGUUCAUGGUUCUGCUGUGAUGCAUUACCAUUGCUUGUUAAUGAAUUGGCAGCUUGUUAAGCUUGUUUUAUAACUCAUAUGUUGUCAUGGUGUUUGAGUUUUUCUCAUGUUAUUUGGACAUAAUGAAUGUUAAUUAUGCGAAUGCAAACAUAAUACAUAAUCCUAUUUUCUAAUUGUAUUUUAAGAGUUUAUAUGACAUUCAAGGAAAUAAACCUAUUGUUUGACAUUA
This is a messenger RNA of Haliotis rubra (blacklip abalone), 5878 nucleotides long. RefSeq names its product suppressor of fused homolog. The transcript is spliced from 11 exons. Gene Ontology annotation, molecular function: transcription factor binding. Bases 8 to 1378 code for a protein of 456 amino acids. Gene Ontology annotation, cellular component: nucleus; cytoplasm. The record is from RefSeq and is a predicted model, not a curated record. Lineage: Eukaryota; Metazoa; Mollusca; Gastropoda; Lepetellida; Haliotidae.